AUGAAGCACCUUCUGCUGUUGGCCAUGGCUUUUGCCGCAAUCCACGUCAGCCAUUCAAACAUUCCAGACUUCUGUCUGUUGGAACCAGUCGAAGGUGAUGGCCCAAGCUUCAUUCAUUCUAUCCAUUUCAACCACCUGAAAGAUCGCUGCGAGCCUUUCAUAUACUCAGGGACCGGAGGAAACGCCAACCGUUUUGAAAAUGAAAGAGAGUGCAUGAGAAACUGCUCUGCCAAUGCAGAAAGCAUCUACCCCCUGGAUGAAUCGAAGGCUUGUCACUUUAAGAAGGACUCAGGUCAAUGUAAAAAUCAGCUUCUGAGAUACUAUUAUGAUUCCAUUCAUGACAAAUGCAAAAAGUUCCAAUGGACUGGUUGCAUUGGAAACGGAAACCGAUUUUUCUCCAUGGAAAGCUGCAAUCGUACAUGUGAAGGAAUCCACGAUGAUGGUGAUGAAGUGGAGGAGGAUGAGCCAGACACUCCGAUUGCGAUCAUCUGCGGAGUUUUGCUUGGUCUCAUUGUCAUCGCCAUCAUUACAACUGUGGUCGUCUUGACAGUUCAACAAAAGUUCCUGGUAAUACCAGUGGGUAUACGUGUUAUAGACGAGAGAAACGAGACGAAUAUGAAGAACUCGCUGUGUAACCAAAGUGGCUCGGGGAAAGGAAACGCGAAGCCGGAAGUGGUCUUCGAUUACCCUCACGGAAACUCUAUCAUCUCUGAUUGGUGUUUGGCCGAGCCGGUAGACCACUACGUCACUUCCUCAAGUUAUUUCCAUUUGUUUGUGACCAACGCCAGCAGUUAUCCUGUGCCCUACACAUCAAAGGUAACCUAA
Messenger RNA from Limanda limanda (common dab), 825 nucleotides. Its product is annotated as BPTI/Kunitz domain-containing protein. Bases 1 to 825 code for a protein of 274 amino acids. The record is from RefSeq and is a predicted model, not a curated record. Gene Ontology annotation, molecular function: serine-type endopeptidase inhibitor activity. The transcript has 6 exons. NCBI's taxonomy places the organism in Eukaryota, Metazoa, Chordata, Actinopteri, Pleuronectiformes, Pleuronectidae.